AUGGACGCAAAUAGCAACCAAACCAACAAUGGAACGGCCACCAACACCGCUUCCGGCAGCAGCAAACCGCCGUCCUGGGUCUGGGUACUCGUCGCCCUCGCCUCAGCCCUAACGAUCGGAGUCCUACUCUUCGGCGCGUACCAAUUCAUCAGAAGGCGCCGGGCCCCAAGACUAGCAGGAGACGCAGAAGGCGACGCGGUCUCAAGGGGAGGAGGCGGCUCGACAAGAGGCUCCCGGCAGCUAUGGGCCCGCCGCCGGCGCCGGAGCCGCUCGCAGCCGGGGGCGUCGCGCUGGGGCUGGGUGUACCCGCACCACACCAACCGGGCCUCGACGCAGUCCUCCGAGGGCCUCAACGAGCUGGGCGAGGCGCCGCCGCCGUACAACGAGGACGACCUCGAGCCCUGCCUCAGCGUCGACAUGGCCGAGGUGCAUGCCCUCGGCCUAGGCGAGGGGCCGUCUCGGGUGGCCUCGCGGCAGGACCGCGAGUCGCUCGUGGGGGGCGCCGGCCCGGGGCAGCUGCUGGGUCACCCUGAGCCGCCGGCGUAUGACUUUGCUGUGCAUCUGGGGUCGACUACGUUGGUUCAGCAGCCGGCGCCGGCAGUGGUGUCGGAAUCGAGGGUUACUUGA
Molecule: messenger RNA, 627 nt
Organism: Diaporthe citri
Lineage: Eukaryota; Fungi; Ascomycota; Sordariomycetes; Diaporthales; Diaporthaceae
Exons: 1
Coding region: 1-627 (208 amino acids)
Source: RefSeq, a predicted model, not a curated record